AUGCAUACUAACAGAUUAGGGGGAAUACAGUAUCCGGGGUUGGGGGCAAAUUAUCCGCUCCAUUUCAAUGCAGAAGUUGUGUUGAAGGCCACAAAUGUAGAUGGGGUAUACGAUGAUGAUCCUAGGCGUAAUCCAAAUGCCCGGCUUCAUGACACACUGACUUAUCAUGAGCAACAGCUGAAGGAAGUAGCUAUUUAUCUGAAGUAUCUUUCCGUCAAUGCAGUUGUUGUCUUCAACUUAACAAAAGCGGGGAACAUCGCAAAAGCAAUUAAGGGGGAGAGUGUCGGUACAUUGAUCGGCGGAACAUGGAAUUCAACAGUGGCAACGGCAUGA
This is a messenger RNA of Hibiscus syriacus, 333 nucleotides long. RefSeq names its product uridylate kinase-like. The record is from RefSeq and is a predicted model, not a curated record. Bases 1 to 333 code for a protein of 110 amino acids. Gene Ontology annotation, biological process: UDP biosynthetic process. NCBI's taxonomy places the organism in Eukaryota, Viridiplantae, Streptophyta, Magnoliopsida, Malvales, Malvaceae. The transcript has 3 exons. Gene Ontology annotation, molecular function: UMP kinase activity.